This is a messenger RNA of Coccidioides immitis RS, 2285 nucleotides long. Its product is annotated as gamma-cysteine synthetase regulatory subunit. The record is from RefSeq and is a predicted model, not a curated record. Lineage: Eukaryota; Fungi; Ascomycota; Eurotiomycetes; Onygenales; Onygenaceae. Gene Ontology annotation, biological process: glutathione biosynthetic process. Gene Ontology annotation, cellular component: glutamate-cysteine ligase complex. The coding region runs from base 185 to 1138 and encodes 317 amino acids. The transcript has 2 exons. Gene Ontology annotation, molecular function: glutamate-cysteine ligase catalytic subunit binding; enzyme regulator activity.
UCCCGAUCUCGAUCUGACAAAUGCAGGCGGGCUGGAGGACCGCGGAAGAGGAGUGCUGCGAAGGCAUUCGCCGGGCGACAGUUAUAUGAGAGGGUCUGUCCGCUCCAGUGCAUCGUGACGGCUGGUUGAGUCUUUGGUAGAAUCUUCUGUUAAAAAAUUGCUAACAUUCCACCACAGCCACAUCAUGAAGCUUGUGCUGUCUACGUCAAACAUUGUCAGCGGCGGGCCAUCUGUUGUCCGCCGUAUUACAUCCGCGAAAUCGAAUGUCGAGCUGUUAAAUUCGCUCCGGUACAACUUCGUCGCAGCCCAGCAGAUCGAGCCCGCCCAUACAAACGAAAGCCUCCAUGGGACGCAUUCGCCUCCUCGGAAACUCGCCUACAGUGACUACAUCACGUGGACCUCCAAAGAUGCUGAUACCCUCUACGUUCCGGCCAUCGAUUUCUCAACGUCUGGCUUGACAGAGGACCGCUCUCAGUAUGAUAUCACGGUGAAGCUGUUCUAUUUGCCAGGGAUACCGGCCUCGAGGAGGUGCGAACACACUUGUGCCGCCAUCCAUCUCGUUCUGAAGGAGCUACACGUCGGUUCUAUAGAUCUCCUCAUCGUUUCGUUUCCCGGAAUCGCGUUUGACGCAGAUGACGAAGAAGAGGAAGUGGUCAAUGGCGAUGCGGAGUCGGAGUUCAACAAUAUGGUGCAGACGUGGCGAACAUUGGAAUCGCUUCACGAAAAGGGGAUGAUUGCGCAACUUGGACUGGCAGAAUUUGAUAAGGACCGGCUGGAGAAAUUUCUUCCGUAUACCAAGAUACGACCCUCCGUGGACCAAAUAAACGUUAAAGAUUGCUGUGUUGUACCAAAGGAUUUGAUAUUAUACGCGAAGGAGGAAAAUAUUGAGCUUCUAACGCACAACGAUUGCACUGAUAUCCUUCCCAGAGGUACAACGCGAGAUCUACUAUCGCGCGCAGAAAAUGGCGCAGGCAUCUUGGCAGUAGCCGCAGAUGCCGACGAUGGUGGUAUCAAAGGGGAUAUUGAACCACAGUGGGUGGUAAAGUACACGGCAGUGGUCAAAGACCGCGGAGUAAUUGAAAACAAGGGCUAUUUUGCUCUUGCUGAAGUCGGAACAUGUAUGCGUACUUCUUCAUAGCCACAAAAUGGCCACUCACGGCAUUGUAUAAUUCCAGUGCUGCACCAGUAUUAAAAAUAAUAAGCUGAUGCUUAUUCACAUUUGUCACAGCUUUUUCGUCUCUAUUCAAGAUUUCUUUUCCGUAUGUCAUUCCGGCAUAAAAGGCGAGAGGUUUCAAUAACAAGUCUUAAGUCCCCGGGAGUUAUCCGACCAUACUUCGUUUUCGGCCUCUCAUCCGAACCUUUUUCAGUGUUUCGAGCACCGAACUUGCACCUUUAAAGCUUUCUCGGUAAGCCUUGAGGACUUCGUCGAAGAAAAUCUCUGUUCUGGGAUGCGAACUUCCGAAGGCUCGCUCAAGCACGUAAAGAUCCACCGCUCGGUCCUCGUCUUGUACGCUUUGACUCGCCAGACCAAAGUCGAUAAGAACAAUUUCUCCUUCCAAAUUGGGUUUCAAGGUCGUUGAAUGCGGAUCUAUGUUGGUAGUGUUUUCGUUGGAUUGACCCCUCAAAAUGAGGUUGCUCGUCGUCAAAUCUCCGUGAAUAACGCCUGCUUUAUGCAGGGCGCCAAUGACACGUCCAAUUCUUCGUAAUAGUGAACGAAUAUCUUCUUCGGCAGAGCGUUCAAAAUUUUCAUUCAUUCCAGAAUUAUUCCCCUUAGUAGCGCUUUCACAAUGCUUCAUCCAUUUUUCCCAGUGAUUUACAACUUGUCUGACGGCAGGGCCUUCGAUCCACUCCAUCAGCAACCAUGCACCUCCGUUCCCGGUUUCAUCUUCCCCCUGACCCGUAUUCCAGUCAACAGACAAGACCCCCGGUACCGGUAUGCCCUCUUUCAAGAGCUUAACCAAACAUCUUGCUUCCUGGAGAACGCGUUGGCGCGUGAGUCUUCGAUCAAGAAUCGGAUGCCGAUAGGGCUUCGAAGGGCGAAAUUUCAACGCUGCCGGAAAUGAAGGAUUGAGGAAAUCGGUUUUAUACAGGCGAGCCUCAGCACCUUGAGCCAGAAGGACGGGCGGAGUUUUGUUUGACGUGAAAGGCGGGGGUAGAGGAGGGGGCGUGAACUCUUCUGUCAUGGUUGGUAUCGGAGUGACGUGAGCGCCGGUGCUGCUAAUUGCGUGGCUUGCCUCCCUGGUAGCGUAAGCAAUGCAAAUUUAUCCUCGGUGAACAAGCCUGGC